This is a messenger RNA of Papilio xuthus (Asian swallowtail), 2805 nucleotides long. Its product is annotated as tribbles homolog 2. Gene Ontology annotation, molecular function: protein kinase activity; mitogen-activated protein kinase kinase binding; ATP binding. The transcript has 5 exons. Gene Ontology annotation, biological process: protein phosphorylation; positive regulation of proteasomal ubiquitin-dependent protein catabolic process; regulation of MAP kinase activity. The record is from RefSeq and is a predicted model, not a curated record. Gene Ontology annotation, cellular component: nucleus. NCBI's taxonomy places the organism in Eukaryota, Metazoa, Arthropoda, Insecta, Lepidoptera, Papilionidae. Bases 380 to 1429 code for a protein of 349 amino acids.
CGAGGCUCAGGCCGAAUCCUCCGAAUGCCCGCGUCACCUCGUCACGCUACUCUCAGUCAGUCUCGCAAUGGCGUUAGUCAGAGUCGGUCGUGUGUUCGUUUAGUUUUAACAAUAACCCGAGCGGACACCGGCCCAAAAUAUUGGCCUGUCUAAACUUGCUCGAAUUACUACGGAAAUAAAUCCUGUAAUUCAACAAGAAUUAAAGCGAUAUUCGCCGCCACGGACAGUCAAAUUUUGGUACGAUAUCCACUCAGGACGUUUCAUUUCAAGAUCAUGUUCAUCACAUCAUAGUUCCUCUUCGUUUUAAGUGUUUGUUUGUGCGUGUUUUGUGAACGUUUCGUUUAGUGUAUCGUGACAGUGAACAGUGUUGUGUGUUGUGAUGGAUCCGGGAUCGCCUUCGUUGCUGUGGCCAUUGCGCUUGAGCAAGCCUGCGGUGACCGUGCCGGUUACUUCGGGUGAGCACAGCAAAACUGAGGAGAGGGCGCAGUCCCCGAGCUUGGUGGAGCGGUUAUCGGCGGCGCCUUCGCCCUCGAGUCCCGCUCCCAGCAGCCCUGCCCCGCUCCAACAUCAGUUCCAAGCGGCCCUAGUGGCCGAGAAAUAUCUCUUGUUGGAACAAGUGGAGGGCUCCUCGCUUUGUCGAUGUGUGGACGUGCGCACACAAGAGGAAUAUGUUUGUAAAGUGGUGUCCCGCGAUUGCAGUAGUUUGCUGCAAGCGCACUACCGGCUGGACGGACAUCCGCACGUCAACCCCAUACAUGAGGUCCUAGUCGGUGACAAGAGGGUGUACCUCAUCUUCCCAAGAUCUCACUCAGACCUCCACUCGUAUGUGCGCGCGCGGAAGAGGCUACGAGAACACGAGGCACGCAGACUCUUCAGACAAAUGGCAGAAACAGUAGCUGCUUGCCAUGAACAAGGAAUCGUACUAAGAGAUCUCAAGCUCAGAAAGUUCGUGUUCGCAGAUCCCCAAAGAACAACGUUAAAGCUGGAAUCUUUAGAAGACGCGGUGGUACUGGAUGACCCUGAGGAGGACCUUCUGCAGGACAAGAGGGGCUGCCCUGCGUAUGUCUCCCCUGAGAUUCUACGCGCUCACACAACAUACUCCGGCCGUGCUGCCGACAUGUGGUCCCUAGGCGUCAUACUAUACACCAUGCUCGUUGGAAGAUAUCCGUUCAACGAUUCGGAGCACGCGUCUUUAUUUGCGAAGAUCUCCCGCGGGUACUUCGUGGUGCCGGAGUGCUUGUCGUCACGCGGCAAGUGCCUGAUCCGAUCGCUGCUGCGGCGCGAGGCGUGCGAGCGGCUGAGCGCGCGCGACGUGCUGCGCCAUCCUUGGCUUGCACGGGACCCGCGCAACGAGCUGCCGCCGCGCGCCGCCGCCUGCCUAGACCGCCUCGUGCCAGACCUCGACCUUAGUCUCGCGGACUGCGUCUAACGGCGCCUUCAACUUCCCCUUCCCAUCACAUCGCUUCGCAUUCAGCGGAUUCCGUCAACUAUUCAUCAAACGCAGACGAUUGUAGCUGUCGAUUUCGUCAGUUUAUGAUACAAAUGAACGUUCGACAAGAGUUGCAAAUAAUGUAAACGAUCGUCUGUUGAUAUAUUUAUAUAUGUAUAACGUAUGAUCCGGCCUAUGUUUGGGCGAUGCGGCGGCUGCGGCAGGCGCAGUCUCCGCGGAGAUGUAACUCUAGUGAUAAGAGGUAGAGAUGCGGCUGCGGCUGGUCCGCGCCUGCACACACUUAUUUAUGCAGUAGGAGCUCGAACGUUAGGACCGCAUAUAACAAAUGCGGCGGACAGUUCCAGCUUUUGCUAUCUGUGGUAAGGUAAUGACAGAAAAGUGAGACUGAUAUCGCGUACUUGUGAUCUUGGAUGUUGUGCGAGAUCCAUGUUGUGAGCGGCACCCGCGCUUACUAUGCAAAUGAUUCCUGUUAAGCCUAACUUAAUCAUAUCAAUUUCACACCAAUAUAGAUGGAUAUAUUGCAUUGAAGUUGUUUCAAAAAACUUUAGGUAAUUGCCUAGGUAUGUAUAUUUUGUAUUUAUAUUUAAAAGAAGUUAAAGUUAUAUCGUGUAAUUGUGAUCUCCACCGAUGUUAUUUAGCGUUACGAUUGCCAUUGUGUUGUUGCGCUGACGAGACGCGCUGCGCUGCGACAGGACAGGAUCAGUUGCUUCCAUACUAUAGAAUAUAUUUUCAUUAUAUUAUUUGUUUUAUUGUUUGUGAUCAUUCGGCAUAUGAUAUACAUUCGAAAUUAAUUUUUGUUAUUAUAUUAUAAAGCACAAAUAAAAUUGGUUCGUUUAUUCGCAUCACCACGUACCGAAUACGGUGUAGAAUUUGGUCAGUGCCAUGUAUUUAAUUUAAAACUAAUUUAUUGUUGUUAUAUUGUAUCUGAGCGGGCACCUCCUUUUCGCUAAAUCAAUGUCUCAUUUGGUACUUGGUGUUGAGUUUUAAUUUUUUAAAUCAUUUUUUUUUUAUUUUUUAAAUCAUAAAAAUUAUGAAAAUCAACAAUUGUUAAAAUAUGAGAGACAUAUCCCGCGUGUUUUGUUGUAUAGUUAAAUCGAGAAAUCAUUUUUUUUUGUAAUUUUUAUUUUUUAUUUAUAAAUCUGUGAAUUUUGUAUCGUCACUAUCGUGAUUCGAUAGAGUGGCGUUGCUGUAAGUAGUCAGUCAUUCACGCGGCUGAAAGUGAUUUGUACAAUACUAGUGUACUGUAAAUUAUAAAGUACUUUAAUUUAUGCAAACUGUACAUAGAGCUAAGAUAUUUUAAGAUUAUCAGAAAAAAAGAAAGAGUAAUAGAGGGAAUAAAUAAUUUAGAAAAAAUA